CCUCAUUAAGGAGGCUACUCCCUUCGCUUCCCUAAAUACAGACAGAGUGUAAAGUAGGCAACCGAACACCAACCAGUCGAACAAUUCGAGUCGUAAAAUUGCCAAAGCGUCGUGAAAAUGUUUCGAAUCGCCCGUGUUAUUUUGUUGGCACUGCUGUUGGAUCUCGAAUUUUCCAAUGCCGAGCCGCACAACAAACAACUGACUGUAUUCGUGGAAGCUGGCCGUCAGGAGUGCUUUUAUCAGCCGAUUGCCACCACCGAGAACAUCAACAUAGACUAUCAGGUGAUACACGGAGGUCUCGGCGAAACCCACGUCAACUUUAAUCUUAUGGAUCCGAUUCGUCGGCUUCUGAUAAAUGAAAUCAAAAGGGAAAAGGGCAAACACAGCAUGAAGGCCAACGAAACGGGCUCUUAUAAGUUUUGCUUCGAUAAUACCAUCAGCACUUUUAACCAAAAGAUCGUUUCCUUCGCCCUGGAAGUAGCUCCGGCCGACCGAGAGGAGCGGGAAUUGCGUGAUCUUCGCCAGGAAAUGUUGACCGACUACCAAUUUGACGUGGCCUAUGCUGGUAUCGAUAGCUACAUGGGAAAGAUCCAUGUCAACCUCAUGAGAUCCCGUCAAACUCAGGACUUCAUUCGAGCGAUCGAGGCCAGGGAUCGCAAUGUGGCCGAGUCCACCUACUCCAUGGUCAACAACUGGUCGUGGGCCCAAUUUUUGUCCAUGAUAUUUGUUGGCUUCCUGCAGGUCUUGAUGGUCCGGAGUAUUUUUCAUACGACGGGAACGUUUUACAAGUUCUGGAAAAGCUUUUAAGCUUUAGCUGUGGGGAAGAAUGUAAGAUUGAAAUAAUGAUUGGGUGUAUUCAAAAACAUUUACCAGGGCAUGCAAACUUAAAAAUAAAUAAAUAAUCUUAUAAAUGCUAAGCUUAUUAAAUACUUAAAAACAUUUCACGAAAAUCGUGUCAAAAGUA
Messenger RNA from Drosophila yakuba, 964 nucleotides. RefSeq names its product transmembrane emp24 domain-containing protein 5. The record is from RefSeq and is a predicted model, not a curated record. Gene Ontology annotation, cellular component: endoplasmic reticulum-Golgi intermediate compartment; endoplasmic reticulum; Golgi apparatus. Gene Ontology annotation, biological process: endoplasmic reticulum to Golgi vesicle-mediated transport; Golgi organization; intracellular protein transport. Bases 118 to 807 code for a protein of 229 amino acids. The transcript has a single exon. Lineage: Eukaryota; Metazoa; Arthropoda; Insecta; Diptera; Drosophilidae.